AUGGCGUCGGCGGCUCCGGACGCCGCGGUGACGGCCGACGCCGGCGAGGGCGUCGAGCAGACCGACACAUCCACCAAACUCGACUCGUCCACCUCCACCUCCGACGACACGAUCAAGACGUCCAUCCCGCGCAUCGCGCUCAUCGACGAGCACGAGCGGCGCCGCUCGCUCGACUCUGGCUCCUCAGCGCGCUCCAGCCAGUCCAGCGAGAACUUCUUCGGCAGUGUGCUGGCGCACGAGCCGCUCACGGAGGAGCCGGUGGUGGCGGCGUCCGCGCGCGCCGCCAGCCCGCCGCGCGAGAGUGAGGCCGCCGCGCGUUUGGCCGAGGAGAACGGUGACAUCGAGGACACCCUGCAGCAGAUCCUGCGCGACGAGCAGGCGCUGAAGCUCAAGUACCAGAAGCUGCGGGAGCUGGAGGAGGCCAGCAGCGAGUGGUCGCUCGCCGAGGAGCUGAGAGAGGCCGAGCAGAGGGAGAGUGAGCGUACCGCCCGGGCCGGGGACAGCGGCGGGGGAGGCAGUGGGGGCAGCGGGGCAGAGAGCGCGGGCGGCAGCGGCAGCGCCGGAGACAGCGGAGGCGGAGUCAGUAUUGGCGGCGGCGGUGCCGGCUGGACUAGCUCUCCCGACAGGCCCGGCGUUAAAAAGACCGACCCCGUUCAGGUAGAGCAGGCGGAGCGCACGUGGUCGGGAGGCUCCUCAGAGGAGGACAAUGUCCGCCCGCCGGCCAGUCCCGCACGGCGGCACCUCGGCGACCGAGGCGCCCCUCCGCCCAUCGCCGGCUGGGACACACUGCCAGAGACACUUAUCGGCGACGGAGAGGGAGACUACAUCACCCCUGACAGGGACUACGUCACCCCCGACAGGGACUACAGCACCCUGGAGCGAGAGCGCGACUAUAGCACCCUGGAGCGAGACUACAGCACGCUGGAGCGUAUGACGCCCGGGUCUCACGACAGCCUGCGCCGCUCGCGCGACGGCAGCUACAGUCCGUUCAGCUUGCUGUCCACCCCGUGUCACUCGUUCCUGGCCGGGCCCGUGUACGCGCCGACCGGGGACCUGCCCGACCUGACCCAGGUCGGGGGUGCCGACCUGAAGACGCCCCCGCAGACCAAGCUCGGAGGGGAGCUCGGACGGCAGACGGAGCUCGAUCCGGACCUCGAGAAGAAGCUGGAGCCGGGAAGCGAGCCGGAACCGCUGCAGGAGCAGCAGACACGAGAGCCUUUAUCGGAGCGAGCGCGCGAGACCGACAGAGAGCGGCGGAGGGAGAGAGACAGGGAGAGGGAGAGGAUGAGAGAGGAGCCGGAGAUGCUCGGUCCAGGACCGGGGUCGACCCGCGGCCGGCCGGCGAGCAUCGUCGAGCACCCGGCCUGGGGUCAGAUCAGUGACCUGGACCGCGCGCUGGCCUUCAUGGAGGCUACCGGUCCGACCGACUGCCGGCCCACCAGCCAGCGCUGGACAGACAUCGACGACGUGCUCAGCGUGCUGGAGGCCGACAGCGACCAGCCGCCGGCGAGCCACGGGCCGCCGCGGCCGCUCCGACCACCUCACGGACCCAUGAGGGACUCCCGGAUUGACGCCGAUGACGACUACCGUCCGGCGGGCGGCGGGCGCGCCGGCUGGGGCCCUCCGCGGCCGCUGGCGGCGCCGGUUGCCGACUGGACGCCGGCCCGCGGCCGCGCCCUGGGCCUGGUCGGGUACUCGGCCGAGCGCGGUGGCCUGGACCCGCAUCGAUCGGUCGCGAAACCCGAGCCGCCGAGGCCGUCGCGCGCCGUCAGUGUCAGCGCCGAGCUGAACCGGCGCCUGCGGAGCCUGCAGCGCGCGCGCGCCCACAGCCUGCUGGCAGACGCGCAGCUGGCCGCCGGCGGCCGCAUCAGCGCCGUCCACCAGCACAUCGUGCAGUCGACCAACGAGCUGACCAUCCCCGGCCGCAGCACGCCGGCCACCGUGCACUCCUACCAUGAGAUGGUCAUCAAACAGGUGAUUGAUUCGGCGCCGCCCACCCGCGGCGGCAGGCGCGCCUCGCACCCGGCCGACGCCGACGAGCCGCACUGGGACGAGUGGUCCCCUCACGACGAGCCACCGCCACCGGAGCCGCAGCCGGCGCCGCGGCAGCCCCCCGGGGGCCCGCACGGGAUACCGGCCGGCUACUCCGACGACCCGCACUCAGUGCCCGGGGCACUGGGGUCACACGACCCGUCCGGAAUGCACUAUCCUAGCUACGUCUCCGCCCGUGAUUUCGACUCGCUCGCCCGCGGCGUGGACACUUUGGAUCUGAGCGAUACGGACCUCAGCGCGCACGAGUCGGCCGCCGACGAGCGCGCGCUGUUCCCGUUCUCUCAGCGCGGCCGGUCGGCGGCGCAUCGCAGCGCGUUCCGACCCAUCCGUCCCGAGCCGCUGCGGCCGGUGCCGGUGUCGGCGGCGCCGCGGCUCAUCCACCACCUGCCGAUUGCGUCGGCGGGUCCGGCGCCGGCGCCGCCGCCGCCCGCCUCUCACGGCGAGCCCAACUGGGACGGGUGCGGGCGGAGCAGCACACUGCCGCGCGCCCGGCCGCGCCAGCCGGCCGAGCGCGGUCGGCGCAGCAAGAGCGAGCGCCGCCGGCGGAAGGAGCUGCGUCAUUCGGAGCGUCGACUGCGACGCGCGCGCUACGGACGCUCCGGAGUGGCCGGCUACCGACGACUGACGCUGCAGCGCGGCCGACGGGACGCCGACUUCGGCUUCUCGGUCAUCGGUGGUCCCGAUUCAGGACUCGGUGUAUUCGUCAGUCGCACGGAACCAGAGGGUCUCGCCCGGUCGGCCGGCCUCCGGGUCGGCGAUGAGCUGAUCAUCGUCAACGGCUACGAUGUUCGUCGAUUUCCGCUGCAACAAGUGCAACAGAUUCUCUCCAGCUCUUCAGUGGUGGACAUUCUGAUCAAGACGAUGGGGAACGGCGACAACUACGUCGUGAGCCAUACGUACACCUGGUGUGACGCGCAGGGUCGCGAGGUCACUCCACCGCCCGACCUACUACACACCUCACGGGAGGGUGGCCACGACAGAAAGGUGGACUUUUCUCUGGAGAUGGGUGAGAGUCUGGGUCUGACGAUCCGCGGAGGGGCCGAGUACGGCCUGGGCAUCUUUGUCACCGGCGUGGACGCCAACUCACCCGCCGACCAGGCCGGCAUUCAGGUCGGAGAUCAGAUACUGGACGUGAACAACCAGAGCUUCCUGGACAUCACUCACGACGAGGCCGUGAGCAUCCUCAAGUACUGCAAGACGCCUAUGAUGACUAUCCGGCCCGUCGGAAAGGUCCCGUGCGCCUCUUAUGCCACGAGCGACACCGGCGGAGGACGGUUUCAGACCGCCAUUACGGACGGCAGAACCACCGACAGAGGCGCGGGACACGGUCAGUGGCAGCCGGCCGGUGCCGCCGCGGCCCCCGCCGGCCGACAGGUCGCCCCCGCCCCCUCCGCCGCUGCCGACGACGGUGACGAAUGGGGCGACCCGUCGCUGGUGAUGGUGUACGAGAAGGCGUCGGUGCUGCUGGGCGCACACGAGUUCGGCGUGUUCGACGAGCUGGUGCGCCGCUACCUGGCCGGUCAGGUGGACGUGGUCCGCCUGGUCGGAUCGCUGCUCGAGCUCUUCAGGGCACCAGAGAAGCUGACGCUGCUGACGGAGCUGCGCGAGAUCGUGUCGCCAGCCGAUCAGGUGCGGUUCGAUCAGAUGGUCUACCAUUCGGACCGGCGGCGUCCGUUUGAACAUUCGGCUGGCGCUGGCGUCCAUCACCAGACAGGUGGCGGCGCCUGGUGGCGGCCCCGGCAACCGCAGAUUCAGCGAUCCCCGAGCGAUGACUCUGGCAUCGAGCUUCCCAAUGGCUCCUACGCAGCCCCUCAUCACAGAAGCCUCGGCGAAGAGGAUUGGCCGCUCGCCGCACGUUCGCGGGUGGUCUUCCAUAGACAUGUAGACGACCCCGGCCACGCGGGUCACGGCGGCACGGGCGCCCUGUCUCCGGCCGGUGCGCUGCGGGCGGCUCUGGCCGGUCCGGUGACCGCCGUGUCACGCCUCCCUGACCGGUGCAGGUCACUGACCUCAGUGCCGACCGGGGACCCGAGCUUCAGCAGUGACCUGACCCGACUGCGACCGGCCAGCGCCCUGACAGAAACGGAGAUGGAUUCUUACCCGGCAAGCCCGAUCUUGGAGGACCCUGAGGGUAACAUCAAGGUGACGAUACCCAAGAACAAGCCUCUACUGGGUAUCGUGAUAGAAGGUGGAGCCAACACGUCCCAACCGCUACCACGCAUCGUCAACAUACAGCCGUACGGCUCAGCGUUCAGUGCCGGCGGUCUGAUGGUGGGCCAGGUCAUCAAGUCGGUGGACGGACGGAGGCUAGUCGGCGUCAACCACCAGCGAGCGGCCCAGCUGAUUGCAGAAGCAUACGCCAACAAGAACAAACCCGACAUCGAGUUUGUUGUUCGCGAGCUGAAGCGAAGUGCCUUCAACGUGCGUCACUGUGCGCCGGACCUGACGCCCGACUAGUCCCGACCCCUGGAGCGAGCGGUCCGACGCGACGGUGGAGCCACCUGGGACCGAUGGGGACCACUCAGUCAACAACACACCACACAGAGGCAACAGAAAUAGGCGUCCGAGAUCGCUGUUCGGCAAACUCGACCUGCAUUGAGCCCAGGCCACUGUGAGGAUUUACGUUUUGUCACAACAUUGUGGUCAGUUUAAGUUUUGGACCAAAAUAUGUCAAAGUCACUCAAAGUGCUAUUUUGCUACUACCUACGUUAUGUAACCCUUCAACUUAUGUAACUCUGCGAUCAGUUUAUCCCAUUGGAUCGUUGCGGCGCAGUUAAAAGAUCGUGGAAAGCAAUAACUAUUUAUUAUCUAGCACCCUGUGCCAAUGAUUCCCAGGAGUUUGUAAAUAUGGUGGAUAAUA
Amphibalanus amphitrite is the source of this 4912-nucleotide messenger RNA. RefSeq lists its product as uncharacterized. Gene Ontology annotation, cellular component: stereocilium tip; plasma membrane; cilium. Bases 1 to 4509 code for a protein of 1502 amino acids. NCBI's taxonomy places the organism in Eukaryota, Metazoa, Arthropoda, Thecostraca, Balanomorpha, Balanidae. The record is from RefSeq and is a predicted model, not a curated record. The transcript is spliced from 14 exons. Gene Ontology annotation, molecular function: protein binding.